AUGUCCAAGUCGACGACGUCAACUCCUCCUUCGGUGCAGGAAGUUGAAUUGGUGGACUUCGAGCCGCCUGCCAGCUUCACUGACACGUACUUCUUCCCCGCUUUCGCACAGCUGCAGUCUGAGUACCAUCUGGGCCAGCCUAUCUAUGAGGAAGGGGAGACAUGGUGCCUCCUGGCCGAGAUUGAUGCGGCUUCUACGUCGGCAGGGAAUCCGUUUUGCCUCGUUUGUCAUGAUAGGAACGGCGACAACUUCAUUGUCGGCUUUGACCUGAGCAAAGGCUUGCGGUUCACGCCGAGUCAGUUCAAGGUCGGGUACACGAUCGCUAUUGUGUACGCCAAGAGAGUGAAUUUUGUGGAUGGGACCAAGGGUAUUCGUGUCGCCGAUCUGGCGAUUUGUCAUGCAUUCCCGCACAAACUUGAGCGUCUCCUGGAGAUGAACAAGACACUAUGUGACUAUUGGGAGACACUGGAUGAAGAGGGCCGGACGAGGGUGUGUUUCGGAUGUAACGAGGAAAAGCGAGAUCUGAAGGAAUGCCCCGAUUGUCCGUGGUAUUAUUACUGCAACAAGGGUUGUCAAAAGCUUGGAGAGGAUCGCAAUAGACAUAGCCGAGACUGUGAGAUUUUAAGGGACCGCAACUUCUCGACGCUGUUGAAGAUCAACACAAGGGAGGCCACAGAUGAGUCAAGAUUUGAAUUCCUAAGAUAA
Colletotrichum karsti is the source of this 705-nucleotide messenger RNA. RefSeq lists its product as uncharacterized. The transcript is spliced from 3 exons. The coding region runs from base 1 to 705 and encodes 234 amino acids. Lineage: Eukaryota; Fungi; Ascomycota; Sordariomycetes; Glomerellales; Glomerellaceae. The record is from RefSeq and is a predicted model, not a curated record.